Spathaspora passalidarum NRRL Y-27907 is the source of this 2683-nucleotide messenger RNA. RefSeq lists its product as uncharacterized. The record is from RefSeq and is a predicted model, not a curated record. Gene Ontology annotation, molecular function: transcription coactivator activity. The annotation marks the transcript as partial. NCBI's taxonomy places the organism in Eukaryota, Fungi, Ascomycota, Pichiomycetes, Serinales, Debaryomycetaceae. Gene Ontology annotation, biological process: regulation of transcription by RNA polymerase II. The transcript has a single exon. Gene Ontology annotation, cellular component: SAGA complex.
CAAGGUGGAGGAUAUAGCUUGCAGCAAUCAAUCAAAUCAAUCAAAAAAUCACAGCCUAUAUCUGCCUGUACGAAGUCUACAUUCGUAUAGUUGUUUAUAGAUCCACUCAGACAGUUAAAUAAACCCAGUUUUGUUGUUGGUGUUUCUAGCGUUUGCAUUAUUACAUAAGAUCGCCCAAAUUUGCAAAAAUAUCGCGUUCACAACAUCAUUAUUCAGUCUUUUAGUACACAUCCGCGUGAAUAUUUCCAAUAAUAAACAGCAUAAAUCGACAGUAAUGACAUCAGAAAUAGCUACAGUGACCAUAAACCCCGCAGUUACUACCAACAAUGGUAAAUUAGCAGCAUCUAACCCGUCAUUAUCACCGACCACCACCACGGCUUCCGCACCGCAUCCAGUUCUCGCGGUCCCUGCAUCCAAGGGGAAAUCCAAUAAACGGCUCGAAUUGGAACGACUCAUACGAGAAUUUCAAACCAAGUUGGGCAAUAAUUGGGAAAAGUAUCACGAAACAUUGAGUCUUUUCUUGAUUGGGAAAUUAUCUCGUGCUGAGUUGGUAUCAACAAUCACUCCGUUAUUGAAGGAUGGAUUACUCAAAUAUCAUAAUAAAUUAUUGUUAUUGAACUUUGCAAAUUCUUUAAAGGAUGGUCCAUUGGAUUUCCUGAAUGAAUUUGCAUCAUUUUGGAAUAAGAAGGCUGCCAAAUCAACCAAGGUGAAAUCCACUCAAUAUGAAAAAUUCAAACAAAAUAUUAUGGGAUUACCAAUUAGAGAAAGAAGAAGAAUAAAGAAUAUAACUCGAGAUAGUGGAAAGAGAGGGAAAUUGAAUGCGGGUAUAACAUUGACGAGACAUACCUUACUUCCCAAGAUACCUAUGAUUCAGGACAAAGAGCAACAACAAUUACAAGUUAACAAUUUGGUGCAAUGGCAACAAGAUGUGGUUAAUGGUAUAAACACUCCAAUCGCUACUGAGAAUUAUGAAAUUCCUGAUUAUGAUAAUUUGUCACAACGAGUAUUGAUGACAAUGAGAGAAUAUGGUCUCACCGGAGGACUUAAUGCGGGCGUUCUUGAAGUUCUUUUAUUGGGAUUAGAAACUCAUCUUAAAAAUAUUGUGGAAAGUGCAAUUGAUGUUGCCAAAUACAGGAAAAACAAGUAUACCAACAAUGAUUAUAUACCAUAUGAGAAUAAAAUGGCAAUCAGUUCAUCUUCAGAAGAUGCGAUAAAUCUGAAUGAUCGAAAACGAACAUUUCAUGACAGAGAAGAACAAAAUUCUAAGGAUAUCACUUUGUGCAUUGAAGAUUUGUAUGAUACACUUGAAAUGUUUCCUCAUUUAAUCGAACCAAGUGGACCAAAGUACAGGUUAUCUAGUGUCAUGCUUGAAAAUGACGAUAUUAACAACGAAUCACUUGAUUAUGAGUUACCUCCACGUACCCAGUUCCACGAAGAGAUUACGGCUUCCACCUCCAAUGCCAAUCAACAAAUAGUAAAAUCUGUUCCUGCCAAGUCAACCAGCAUUGUUCCUGCUAAUGGCACAAACUUGAAUGGAUCAACACAAGAAAACCAUGCGAAAUCGCCUACAAAUACAAGCUUAUCUCCCGUACUUCAACAUUCCCAACCUGUGCCUAGACUGGAUGCCCAUAUAGGAACAACAGAUGAAUUGAAAUGGGUACUACAUGACUUGAUUUCUUCUAUGUAAUUUAUAGACAGAAUGCUUCAUUGCCAAUCUAUAUAUUUAUAAAUAUAUACAACCCUGUAUUAUUAUCAACUUUUUGGUUUGUAUAAAGAAUCCAUGGAAUUUAAUAAUUGUAAUUCAUCCAAGUAUUCAUAAUCAUAGUCAGAAUCCGCGCUUCCUAGGAAUAAACAUUUGGAAUUGUAUCGGGCAAAUGAGAAUAUCUUGGUUGUGGGCGAGUCACUGUUUGUGGUCAAUUUGAAUGUUUGUAAUAAUUCCAUUUGAUCUGGUCGUUGUAUGUUUCCUAAAUCCACGAUCAUAACUGUGGUUUCAUAUUGUUUGUCAGACGAUCCAGUUUCAACCGAGAAUAAAUGUACCACGAGUUCUUGUUCCACUUGUUUGGGUAUAGUCUGUACUAUACUCUCGAUGUGAUUCUUAUCUUCGAUUUGUAUUUUACUGGCUUGCAUUUGUUGAAUGAUUCCUUGAGAUGAUACGUUUUUCUUGGAAUCAAGAUUAUCAAACACUUGUAAGUUUUGAAUGGAAAUACACUGGUAUCGUAUUGUGAAUUGUCGAUUCUUUGUGGAAGAUCUUGGGUCCGAAAUGUGGUUAUAAGUCAACAACACCAACUCCAGUGUCGGUAUGCUAUGAGCUGUAUUAAUUAUUGACACGUUUGAUCCUCUUAAACUACUUUUCAAAAGACAUGAAAACUCAUCAGCGAUGACUGAGGCGGGUAUGUUCUUUGGAAAUUGUUUAUUGAAUUCAUAAAGCUUGCCUCGAGAUUGAAUUUCCUUUGUUUCUUCUUCAUUACUCACAACAUAAACUCGAAUUUUCCCUUCAUAAUCCAUGAUUGAGUUCUCAAGGAUUCUACGGUGAGUGUCAUGUUUAUACAUCUUAGCAAGAGCUUUGGAAUGUAUUUGCUCUAGGGAAUUAAACUCAGAUUGUUCUUUUUCGUCUAUUUCUUUAGCUGCGUCUAAAUUACUUUCAAUUGUUGAAAGUUCCGAUAGUAGUGAUUCCUUUUCCGAU